AUGUCGAGCACGUACGAUUUCACGGGACGGGUAGCGCUGAUAACGGGGUCGAGUUCGGGCAUCGGUGCGGCCAUAGCUAUACUACUGGCCAAAGCGGGCGCCCGAGUGGUCAUCACUGGACGUAAUUAUCAAAAACUCGCCGCAGUUUAUAAACAGUGUUCAGAUGUGUCGCCUCAUAAAUGCCGUCCAGCGGUUCAAGUAGUGGCCGACGUGACCAAAGAGGUCGAUAUGGACCGACUUCUGGCCAUUACUAUCGAUACUUUUGGUCAAUUAGAUAUUCUGGUCAAUAACGUAGGGUUUUUGCCUCCGGGCAGUAUUUAUACCGAUUUACUCGAGAAUGGCUUUGGUAUUACAGGGGCCGAGAGUAGAGCCCUGUUUGAUAGGGUCGCCGCCAACUAUCCGGUCGGACGAAUGGGCGAAGGUAUGGAUGUGGCCAAUGCCGUGGCCUAUCUGGCCAGUGAUCAGGGUAGUUUUAUCACAGGCACCCACCUUUUUGUAGACGGUGGUCAUAUCGCCGCUAAUAUUUCAAUUGAGUUAUAA
This is a messenger RNA of Medioppia subpectinata, 540 nucleotides long. The record is from the annotation of a GenBank genome assembly. NCBI's taxonomy places the organism in Eukaryota, Metazoa, Arthropoda, Arachnida, Sarcoptiformes, Oppiidae.